Messenger RNA from Leopardus geoffroyi (Geoffroy's cat), 1215 nucleotides. Its product is annotated as glycine N-phenylacetyltransferase-like. The transcript has 6 exons. Gene Ontology annotation, molecular function: glycine N-acyltransferase activity. The record is from RefSeq and is a predicted model, not a curated record. Bases 231 to 1118 code for a protein of 295 amino acids. Lineage: Eukaryota; Metazoa; Chordata; Mammalia; Carnivora; Felidae. Gene Ontology annotation, cellular component: mitochondrion.
AAAGCAGUUGAGCUUUCUGGGGAAAGAGCCUCAGGAGGCAUACUGCCAACCUAUCAACAUUAGGGAGCCGCCUCUCUGAACAUGAGAAGGACUACAUUUCAUACCCUGUUGCCAGAAGUUUGUACAGAUAGUAUAUUUCAUCUUCUAGAAUAGCCUACAGCCUCCUGUCUUUUCUUUGGGAUCUCUCCAGAGACUAAGAUUGACAGCUUGCUCUUUAGGGUAAGGCCAAGAUGUACCACUUACAAGGCCCCCAAGUGCUGCAGAUGCUAAAGAAAUCCUUGAGGAAGAGCCUCCCUGAGUCCUUAAAGGUUUAUACAACUGUCUUCCACAUGAACCAGGGAAACCCGUUCAAGUUAAAGGCCGUGGUGGACAAAUGGCCUGAUUUUACAACAGUGGUUAUCCGCCCUCAGGAGCAGGAAAUGACAGAUGAUUUUGAUCACUACACCAACACCUACCAAAUCUAUUAUAAGAAUCCCACAAACUGCCACGAAUUCCUUGGUGCAUCAGAUGUCAUCAACUGGAAGCAACAUUUUCAGAUCCAAAGUUCACAGUCCAGCCUGAACGAGGUGAUACACAAUAUUGCAGCUGCUAAAUUGGUCAAGGUCAAGCAAGAUCAAGCCAUUAUGUAUAUGAUGUCUGAGACAGCAAGUAAACUGAUCCCUUCCCUGCUGGAGACAAAGAACUUACCUCCUAAAUCUGGCAGACCCAAGGCCAUUAACCAAGAGAUGUUUAAACUCUCCUCCCUGGAUGUUACCCACACUGCCUUGGUGGAUAAAUUCUGGCGUUUUGGUGGGAAUGAGAGGAGCCAGAGAUUCAUCGAGCGCUGUAUCCGCACCUUCCCCACCUUCUGCCUUCUGGGGCCUGAGGGGACCCCUGUAUCCUGGAGCCUGAUGGAUCAGACAGGAGAGAUACGGAUGGGGGGUACUGUGCCUGAGUACCGGGCCCAGGGUCUCUGCACCUAUGUCAUGGAUGCUCACAUCCGCACUAUGGACAAACUUGGCUACCCUACAUAUUACCAUACACUCAUAACCAACAAAAUCAUACAGAAAAUGAGUCACCGUCUGCACCAUAUCAUCAUGCCCUGUGACUGGAACCAGUGGCACUGUGAGCCUCUGUGAUGCAGUCCUGAACACAAGACAGUGUUGGAUGGGCUGAUGUGGCAGGAGGAGUGUAUGGGUGGAUAGAGAGAAAUAAUAAAUUGUAAUUAGCUUUAAA